Molecule: messenger RNA, 2073 nt
Organism: Arabidopsis lyrata subsp. lyrata
Lineage: Eukaryota; Viridiplantae; Streptophyta; Magnoliopsida; Brassicales; Brassicaceae
Product: importin subunit alpha-8
Biological process (GO): NLS-bearing protein import into nucleus
Cellular component (GO): cytoplasm; nucleus
Molecular function (GO): protein binding; nuclear import signal receptor activity
Source: RefSeq, a predicted model, not a curated record
GAUUGAGAACCUACAAUUUUCACGGCCACUAUGAAAUCUACGGGAAGGCUAUGAAGAUUCUAAAGACAUACCGGCUUGAAGAAGAUGAUGAUGAAACACAAAAAGCAAAAUUUUCACCUUUGAUGGAGAGUCAAGCUCAAAGAGCGAGUGAAGAGUCAAAUCCUUAGGUGACAUUUAUGAGCACUCAAACUUUCAUAAAUCCCCCACUCCACACACUAAAGAAGAAAAGUAAAAUUUGUAGAGAUUUUAAUCGAACUGCUACGAUCAAAUUACUCGUGAAUCUUUGUUUUCCAAUCGCGGCGCCACAGUAGAAAUUCGGAAGCAGAGAAUGAUAGAUCACACUGAGAAGUUUCAGUUGAGAUUUCUAGGGUUUAUCUUCAAGUUUUCAAGUUUUGUAAAUUGCUUUGGAGAGGUCGAAGAAGAGAGAAACAUAGCCAUGUCGCUGAAAACAGAGGUGGACGAAGUUUCAAAAGAUUUGAUCGAUGAUGUUUGGUCAGAUGAUACUUCAUUACAGCUUGAAUCCACUACCAAGAUCAGAAGUAUUCUAUCACAGAGAGAUAUAACUUGUCCUUCUGAAAUUGUGAUACGAUCUGGAGUUGUACCGCGUCUCGUUCAGUUGCUUGAGAAGGAAGAUUUCCCUAAGCUUCAAUAUGAGGCAGCUUGGGCUCUAACAAACAUUGCUGCUGACAAUCCGAACGUGGUAGUUAAUAACCGCGCUGUUCCAAGAUUAAUCGAGCUUCUUGCUUCUCCUAAAGAUUAUGUUUGUGAGCAGGCUAUAUGGGCACUGAGUAAUGUUGCUGGUGAUUCGAUAUUUUACCGUGACUUUGUUCUUCAGUCUGGGGUAUUGAUGCCACUGUUGCGACUUUUGUACAAGGAUACUACGGUCAGAAUUGCUACUUGGACUUUGUGUAACUUGUGUCGUGGCAAGCCUGCGCCGGCUUUCGACCAGGUGAAACCUGCUCUCCCAGCACUUGAAAUACUUCUUCAUUCAAAUGAUGACGAAGUCUUGAAACAUGCUUGCUUAGCACUAUGUCAUCUCUCUGAUGGUUCAGAAGAUGGAAUCCAAAGUGUGAUUGAGGCUGGUUUUGUCCCAAAACUAGUUCAAAUUCUCCAACACCCUUCUCCAGUGGUACUUGUUCCUGCACUUCGUACCAUUGGGACUAUAGUUGCUGGAAACAAUCACCAGACCCAGUGUGUGAUCAAUUGUGGUGCUUUACCCAUUAUUUUCAACCUGCUUACGGGAAACUACGAGAACAACAUAAAGAAGCUUGCUUGCUGGGUGAUUUCAAACAUCACUGCAGGCACUACAGAACAAAUUCAUUCAGUUAUUGAUGCAAAUUUGAUUCCAACCUUGGUCAAUCUGGCUCAAAAUACUGACUUCUACAUGAAGAAAGAAGCUGUAUGGGCAAUUUUAAAUGUGACCUUAAAUGGUUCACAUGAUCAAAUCAAAUACAUGGUGAAGCAGAGUUGCAUAAUAAAACCUUUAUGUGAUAUUCUAGUAUGUUCAGAUCUAAGAACCAUCUUAAAGUGUCUGGAUGGAUUGGAAAACAUUUUAAAGGCCGGGGAGGCUAAAAAGAACAGAGGAGGCGUGAACAGUUAUUGUCAACUGAUUGAAGAUGCGGAAGGGCUAGAAAAGAUUAUGAAGCUGCAAAGGCACCAAAACGAUGAGAUCUACGAGAAGGCUUUUAAGAUUCUGGAGACAUACUGGCUUGAAGAGGAUGUUGAGAACAACAACCUCCAAUGUGAUGAUAUGGACUUUGAGUUGUGAGAGAGCCAAGUUCCAGUUCCUUAUGGAAGAUCCCAUGAAUACAAUCAUUUAUUAGGGUGAAAAAAAACCUCUGACAUGGAACCAAAAGCUUGCACCUUUGUUUCCUCAGGACUUUACUUGGUCUUCAAUUUAAUGUACAGAGUUGAUAUAAAAGGUUUGGCUCUACUAUUCUUGGAGUCUACUAAAUUGUUUUGUUUUUUCUGAAGUUUUGUGUUAAGCUCGUCGUUUCAUUGAUUUUUGUGUUUAUUUUAAGUUGAAAGGUUUAGUAAAAAGUUGCUCAAAUUCUUGAAAUCUCCUUGGCCAUU